Molecule: messenger RNA, 771 nt
Organism: Diplodia corticola
Lineage: Eukaryota; Fungi; Ascomycota; Dothideomycetes; Botryosphaeriales; Botryosphaeriaceae
Product: methyltransferase-like protein 7b
Exons: 3
Coding region: 1-771 (256 amino acids)
Molecular function (GO): S-adenosylmethionine-dependent methyltransferase activity
Source: RefSeq, a predicted model, not a curated record
AUGCAAUUCUCCCUCCUCAUCCUCAUUCUCACCUAUACCGGCAUACUUAUUUCCAAGAUAGUGCACUACGAUGCGUUCAAAAAAGCCCUCCGCAAAGACGGCCUCGCCUCACUUACACAAAUCCAACGAAUUCGAGAUGUCGCCACAGCGAAACUCUUCAUCACACACUCCGACGGCUUCAUCGCCUUCGAAGACACCACUUGUGUGCCCUCCCUUGUCCUCGCCGCUCAAGGCAAAAUCCUCGAGCUCGGCCCUGGACCAGGAAAUCAGAUCCAGCGCUACGACCCAGCCCUCGUAGACUUCAUAUACGCCGUUGACCCCAAUCCCUACUACGGAGACCACAUCGCCGCAAAGCUCAAGAGACUUGAUCUCCAGGAUAAGUACAAGCUCCUAGCGUGUGGCAUUGAAGACAGCGACGUUUUGAGAAAGGAGGGGGUUGUAGAGGGGAGUAUGGAUACUGUACUGAGUAUCCAGGUCUUGUGCUCGGUGAAGGAUGUCAAGAGUGUGAUGAGGGAGGUGUGGAAGUUGUUGAGGCCGGGAUGCAGCUUUGUGUUUUGGGAGCACGAGAGGAAUAAGGAUGCUGCUAUGGCUGUGGCCCAAACUUGUUUGAAUCCUGCUUGGAGUGCGUUCGUCGGGUGCUCUAUGAAUCGGGAGAUCAAGGCGGAAAUCCUUGCUGCUGGGGAAUGGGAGAACCCCGAUGGUAUUGAGGUGGCCGAUGAUCUAAAUACCUGCUUGCCUAGGAUCUGGGGCGUGCUCAAAAAGAAGGCUUGA